UUUUGUGAUUCUGUGAUCCUGAUUGAAUCUUUCCUGCCCCGUGACUAUGAUGUCAACAUAAGAAAACGGAAGACAGGUUGGCAUUGUCGGGCUGUUGCUUUUGAAGUCAUCAUGCAAAGCACAGCAAAUUAUCUGUGGCUAAUAUCAGACCUUCUGGGUCAGGGGGCCACUGCAAAUGUCUACCGCGGAAGGCACAAGAAAACCGGUGACCUCUAUGCCGUCAAGGUCUUCAACAACUUGAGUUUUUUGCGACCCUUGGACGUGCAGAUGAGGGAGUUUGAGGUGCUGAAGAAGCUCAACCACAAGAACAUUGUGAAACUCUUUGCAGUGGAGGAGGAGUCGAACACCCGACACAAGGUGCUGGUGAUGGAGUACUGUCCCUGCGGCAGCCUCUACACUGUCCUUGAAGAGUCAUCGAACGCCUAUGGCCUCCCAGAGGAUGAGUUCCUCAUUGUGCUGCAGGAUGUCGUGGCUGGAAUGAACCACCUUCGGGAGUACGGCAUCGUCCACCGAGACAUCAAGCCGGGGAACAUCAUGCGUGUGAUCGGGGAGGAUGGCCGCUCCGUCUACAAGCUGACAGACUUUGGGGCGGCCCGGGAACUCGAGGACGAUGAGCAGUUUGUGUCCCUAUACGGGACAGAGGAAUAUUUGCACCCAGACAUGUACGAGCGUGCCGUGCUGAGGAAGGACCACCAGAAAAAGUACGGUGCCACGGUUGACCUGUGGAGCAUCGGCGUGACCUUCUACCACGCUGCCACGGGCAGUCUACCUUUCAGGCCCUUUGAGGGACCUCGCCGGAACAAGGAAGUCAUGUGGAAUUACACUCAGAUUCUCCUGCCCCAGAGGCAGCAGUUUACAGACAUCAAAACCCGAGGGCGAGUGUUUGGUUGGCCGCUUGUGUUGAACAAAUACCGCAGUGUGCGCCUCGGACUCCGCUUAGUGCCUCACGCCCGCCGUACAUCCCCACUGAACAACCCUGUCUCCUCCAAAGCCGGGGCAGGAGCAGCCCUACGUCCAAUCAAUCACAAGAUGGCUGGCCUCCGGGCUUGUAGAGUCGCCGAGUCAGCAGCUUCACCGCACAGGUAG
Alosa alosa (allis shad) is the source of this 1086-nucleotide messenger RNA. RefSeq names its product serine/threonine-protein kinase TBK1-like. The record is from RefSeq and is a predicted model, not a curated record. Gene Ontology annotation, biological process: peptidyl-serine phosphorylation. Gene Ontology annotation, cellular component: cytoplasm. NCBI's taxonomy places the organism in Eukaryota, Metazoa, Chordata, Actinopteri, Clupeiformes, Clupeidae. The coding region runs from base 112 to 1086 and encodes 324 amino acids. The transcript is spliced from 8 exons. Gene Ontology annotation, molecular function: protein serine/threonine kinase activity; ATP binding.